Messenger RNA from Yarrowia lipolytica CLIB122, 606 nucleotides. RefSeq lists its product as uncharacterized. The record is from RefSeq and is a predicted model, not a curated record. NCBI's taxonomy places the organism in Eukaryota, Fungi, Ascomycota, Dipodascomycetes, Dipodascales.
AUGCAUCGACGGAGCAGAUCCAGUGUCGCCAGCCCCGUCUCUACCUCAGCGUCGGCUGCCGUGGCUGUGCCACUAGCCUCGUCCUCCAGACGAAACUCCGUCAGCACCCCCUUGGUUUCAGGGGCUACCGUGCCCUCCUCUGGAGUUGACAUGUUGACCAUGGAGACUGAACAGGAGGCCAUCUUCAACAAAUUGCAGCGAGAAAUCAACUAUCUGAAGGACAGACGAGGCUCUGGAACGGAUGGCCAGAGCGUCAGUCACUUCAGAAAGGCCUCUCUCUCAGGCGGGCCUGAAGAGUACGGGGUUUCACCAACCAGCACAGCGUCCGUAUUUUCGGCCUAUAAUAUUCCCAACUCGGUGUCGUCAUCGUCGCUGUCGUCAGUAUCCAGCACAGUGUCUUACCAGGACCAGGGACGCCAGUUUGAGCGCAGAGGGUCCAUUCGAAGAGCAUCUGUGUGUGGAGAGGAUUACGAAAAACUAAAGCAGGAGAAUGAAAUGCUGAAAAACAAACUGAGAGACCUGACAUUGAAGCUCGCAGAUAAAGAACAUGAAGUUGAGCUUCUCAAGUCCAGAGGUACACCUCCCAUUCCAGUCAAGCUUGUUUGA